Messenger RNA from Penicillium antarcticum, 1071 nucleotides. Its product is annotated as aldo/keto reductase. The record is from RefSeq and is a predicted model, not a curated record. The transcript has 2 exons. The coding region runs from base 1 to 1071 and encodes 356 amino acids. Lineage: Eukaryota; Fungi; Ascomycota; Eurotiomycetes; Eurotiales; Aspergillaceae.
AUGGCUCCCUCACUUCCUUUAGCGCUUCAAGAGAAGCACGACGAAACCAAAGUCGAGUAUGUGCGACUUGGCAUUUCCGGCCUGCGCGUCUCUGUACCGAUUCUCGGAGCGAUGUCUUUGGGUUCAUCUCAGUGGUUACCCUGGGUACUGGACGAAGAUGCCUCAAUCGAGAUCCUCAAAGCAGCAUAUGAUCGGGGCAUGAACACCUGGGACACGGCAGAUAUGUAUUCGAAUGGUAUCAGUGAGGAGGUCAUUGGGAAAGCAUUGAAGAAGCACGAUAUUCCGCGCGAAAAUCUUGUCAUUAUGACCAAGUGUUGUCUUCAUGUGGCUGAUCGGCCGGACAUCUUUACGCCUCCUCUCCACCGAGAGAUGUCACAGAUUAAGGAUUUUGUCAAUCGAGGAGGUCUCUCCCGAAGUGCCAUCUUCAAGGCGGUUGAGGCAUCCCUUCGUCGCCUAGGGACCACGUACAUCGAUCUCUACCAGAUUCACCGCUUCGACUCUUUUACACCAAUCGAAGAAACGAUGCGAGCUUUGCACGAUCUAGUCGUGUCAGGUAAAGUGCGCUAUAUCGGUGCCUCCUCGAUGUGGGCAACGGAAUUCGCGCGUAUGCAAUCCAUCGCAGAGAAAAACGGCUGGACGAAGUUUGUCAGUAUGCAGAAUCACUAUAAUCUGUGUUAUCGAGAGGAGGAGCGGGAGAUGAACAGGUACUGCAACGACACUGGCGUGGGGCUCAUCCCCUGGUCACCUAACUUUGGUGGAAAGUUGGCAAAACCCCUCGGAGAAAGAUCCUCCACGAGGGCGCAGGCAUCUUCACCAGUGGGCAAUGGGCUUACCGAGGCAGAUCAGGAGAUCAUCUCUCGGGUAGAGCAUGUAGCGGAACAAAAAGGCUGGAAGAUGAGCCAAGUGGCUCUUUCCUGGCUCCGCAGCAAAGGAACGAUACCAAUUGUUGGGUUAAACUCACUGCCAAGACUUGACGAAGCCUGUGACCUCUACGCAAAGAAACUGACUGGAGAGGAGGUUGAACUUUUGGAAGAGCCCUAUGUGCCUAAGAAUAUAAUAGGGCAUGUUUGA